Chionomys nivalis (European snow vole) is the source of this 3016-nucleotide messenger RNA. It is a transcript of the gene Klhl30, whose product is annotated as kelch like family member 30. Lineage: Eukaryota; Metazoa; Chordata; Mammalia; Rodentia; Cricetidae. The transcript has 8 exons. The record is from RefSeq and is a predicted model, not a curated record. The coding region runs from base 154 to 1899 and encodes 581 amino acids. Gene Ontology annotation, molecular function: protein binding.
CUUUGUGGGCCACACUUCAGCCUAAGUCUUGCCCUUUGGUCUACGAUCUCAGCAAGGGACCCUAAGGAAGUCUACUAACAGGAGCUCAGGCGAGCCCCAGGUUCUACUUCUGGGGAAGAGGGUAGGCCACAAGGGUCUCUGUGGGCACUCAUCAUGGUGAGGAAUCUCGACAACCUGGACUUCCAACUGCCUUCACAUGCCCAAGACAUGCUGGACGGCCUUCAGCGUCUGCGUUCCCUGCCCAAGCUGGCCGAUGUCACACUCCUGGUUGGUAACCAGGAGCUGCCCUGCCACCGCAGCCUUCUGGCUCUGAGCAGCCCCUACUUCCACGCCAUGUUUGGCGGAGACUUUGCUGAGAGCUUUUCGGCCCGUGUGGAGCUGCGCGACGUAGAGCCGGUCGCGGUGGCACAGCUGGUGGACUUUGUGUACACAGGCCGGCUGACCAUCACCCAGAAUAAUGUGGAGGUGCUGACCCGUACCGCCUCGCGCCUUCACUUCCCCACUGUGCAGAAGGUCUGUGGCCGAUACCUCCAGCAGCAGUUAGACGCCACCAACUGCCUGGGCAUCUGCGAGUUUGGGGAGCAGCAGGGGCUGUUAGGCGUGGCGGCCAAAGCCUGGGCCUUCCUGAGGGAGAACUUCGAGGCGGUGGCCCAGGAGGAUGAGUUUUUGCAGCUGCCUAGAGACCGACUGGCCACCUGUCUGGCCAGUGACCUGCUGCAGGUACAACCGGAGCAGAGUCGGCUCGAGGCCCUGCUGCGCUGGGUGCGCCAUGACCCCCAGGACCGGUCUGCCCAUCUGCCCGAACUCCUUAGCCUGGUGCAUCUGGAUGCUGUCCCGAGGCCCUGCGUACAGCAGUUGCUGGCCACAGAGCCGCUGAUUCAGGAGUCAGAGGCAUGCCAGGAGGCCCUGUCCCAGGGCCACAGUGGGGAACUUCCUGGCCACCCACAGAAGAUGCAGGAGGUACUGGUGGUCGUAGGAGGGCGGGCACUGGAGGAGGACGAGGAGGGUGGUGAAGAACCUAGCCGCCACACUGGGAACUUUGCCUUCUACAACACCAAGGCCAGGCAGUGGAUGGCACUCCCAGACUUCCCUGAUUACCACAAGUGGGGCUUCUCCCUGGCAGCGCUCAACAGUGAUGUCUAUGUCACAGGUGGCUCACGGGGUACCAAAACAGACACCUGGUCAACCACCCAAGCCUGGUGCUUCCCGCUGAAGGAAGCUGUCUGGAAACCUGUGGCACCCAUGCUGAAGGCCCGCACGAACCACGCCAGUACAGCCCUGAACGGAGAGAUCUAUGCCAUAGGUGGCACUGCCUUGGAUGCGGUAGAGGUGGAGCGGUAUGACCCCUACACGGACAGCUGGACUCCUGUCAGUCCAGCCCUCAAGUAUGUCAGCAACUUCUCGGCUGCCAGCUGCCAGGGACGCCUCUACCUAGUGGGCUCCAGUGCCUGCAAGUACAACAGGCUGGCUCUCCAGUGCUACACCCCUGUGACAGAUGCAUGGAGUGUGAUCGCCUCACCUUUCCUGCCCAAGUACCUGUCCUCUCCACGCUGCGCUGCCCUGAAUGGAGCCCUCUAUCUCAUUGGUGACAACACGAAGAAAGUCUACGUGUAUGACCCGGGGGCCAACCUGUGGCAGAAGGUGCAGUCUCAACACAGCCUACACGAGAACGGCGCCCUGGUCUCUCUGGGUGACGCGCUGUAUGUGACAGGCGGCCGCUGGCAGGGCAUGGACGGCGACUACCAUGUGGAGAUGGAGGCCUACGACACUGUGAGGGAUUCCUGGGCCCGCCACGGCUCCCUACCUCGUCUCUGGCUCUAUCACGGGGCCUCUACCAUCUUUCUGGACAUCUCGAAGUGGACGCAGCCCUUCAGCCCCAGUGCCGGUCAGGAGCACUAGGAAGGGAGGCGCUCCUGGGUCAGUUCUUCAUUGCUCUGCAGAAUGGCUCCUUUUGUGCUUGUCUUCCGUUCAUUGUAAGCUGCUGCCCCCUCCAGGGCUUGGGCUGGGCUCAAUAUCAGAUGUCACAGCUGAGGACACAGCUCUGGUCUCCGGUGCUACCAAACUUUGUGACCAGCGAUGAGAGUGAGACCCUGACGCUAAUGUUUGGUCGGGGAGAGAGCUCUGAAGACCUCAGAGAAGGAAGCUGAGGGAUCCUGGACUACACUCGCCAGGCAAACAGGCUCCAAAGUGUCAGCUCUUCUUGCUCUACCCAUCCAUGGUUUUGAGAGGAAGCUGCACAAAUUAGGGGUUCAAUGGGGGUACCCAGAACUCUGAGCCAGGACCUCAAGUUUGGGUGCUCACCACAGCUCUUUGACCAUGUCCACAGCUUCCUCUCUCCCCUCUUUCCUCAGAUUCCACAUUCACCCCGCAUGGGGUGACUGGAUAAAGGCCAGGUUCUCCCCAUUCCUGGCUUCUACAUGUUGGUACCGUGUUUACAGAUCUGCUUCUGGGAUGAAGGUGGCUCCUGCCCCACCAGAGGUACCUCUGACAUCAGAAGGCAGCCCCUGAGGAGACACCAGGAUGUGGUACGGGGCAGGAGAGUAAGACAGUGGAGGAUCCCCUUAGAGAGUGGCUCUCAGCCUUCCUAAUGCUGAGACCUUUUAAUACGUUCCUCAUGUUGUGCUGACCCCCCCCACACACACACCAUAAAAUUGUUUUGUUGUUUCUUCAUAACUGUAAUCUUGCUACUGUUAUAAAUUAUAAUGUAAAUAGCUGAUAUGCGACCCCGUCACCCCAGUCUUCAGGGACUUCUGGAGAUGGCCCCUGGCUAUGUCAGAAGUUCACUCCCAAUGAUCUGCUGGGAUGGGGUGGGGCUAAUAUCUGAUGGGCUCCUCUGUUGGUCGGGAUGUGAUUUGGACUUUAGUCUUACUGAGGUUGUGUGUGGCUCAAUCUCCACAUAUUCUCUGUGGUUUUUUUCCUCCCUCCCAUCUUUACUUCCUUUGUUUCUUCUCCCUCUUCCUCUCCUCCAGAACGAGGCACUAGAUUUGUAACCAAACAAUAAAGGACUCUCACUGUG